Messenger RNA from Aphidius gifuensis, 16900 nucleotides. RefSeq names its product transmembrane protein KIAA1109 homolog (gene tweek). The transcript has 13 exons. Bases 6 to 15770 code for a protein of 5254 amino acids. The record is from RefSeq and is a predicted model, not a curated record. Gene Ontology annotation, biological process: synaptic vesicle endocytosis. Lineage: Eukaryota; Metazoa; Arthropoda; Insecta; Hymenoptera; Braconidae.
GUACCAUGGAAGAGACGUUGAUAAAUUCAACAACAUCAAGUUCAUUGCUUGAUUUACCAUCAUGGAAUUAUCCUGAUCUUGAUUUAAAAAUGGAUAGAAAUUUUAUAUUAUUAAUGUGUUCAUUGAUAACAGCAAUAUCAUGGGUGACAUAUACAGCUUUUUACAGUAGUCGAGUAACUGGUUAUAUCAUAACAAAGCUACUAAAUAAAUUCAUUAUCAGAGGAUAUUACAGAAAUGGAUAUAUAAAAGUUGGUUCAUUUACUUUGUGUGCACUAAGUGGAAAAAUAAUGUUUCGUGAUAUUGUAUUUAUAAAUGCUGAUUUAAGUGUACGUAUACAGGAUGGUUGGUUGAUAUUUCGUUGGUGGCGUAGUUAUGUACCAAAAGAUGUAUCUGAAGAUUUAUCACAUUCAGAUACACGUUUAUCUGUUAUGUUAAAUGGUUUUGAAGUACAUGGAUAUAAUCGUUGUGAUCUUUAUGCAACAUUAGAACGUACAUUUGGUUUAUCACCACAAAUAUUUCCCGAUGAAGAUAGUAAUAAUUUAAAUACAGAUUCAAAAGAUUCAGAAUCAAUUGGUAAUAAUAUAAAUAGUAAUGAUAAUAAUAAUCGUCAUCAACAAAUAAAUGCAAUUGAUGUAUCACGUCAUGUUGAAAAUAUACGUAAACAAGAGGCACAUGUUAUUGCAAGAACAUGGAGAGAUUUAAUACCAGUUAUUAAAUUAGAUGUAUGUUCUGGUAGAUUAGUAUUUGGUAAUCGUUUAGUACCAACAACAUUAUCAAUAACAACUGAAGAAGCACAUUUUGUAUAUUCAACAAAACCAGCAGCAUCAAAACAUGAUCAUUUUAUGCAUUUUACAAAAUGUAAAGCUGAAAAUUUUAAAGUUAUAUUAGCACCAAGUCCAAAAUAUACUGGUAUGAUUGAUGAUCCACCAAGAUAUAUGGGUGAAGGUUUUGUUGUAUUAAGUUCAAAUAAUAUGGAAUUAUAUUAUUAUUCAGAUGAACCAGGUGUUGUACCACAACAUCCUGAAAUGAUUAGACUUGCUAAUGGUGAUAUGGUUGAAGCAAUGCCACCAAUAUGGGGUAUUGAUAUUAAAUGUGGUAAAGGUACUGAUUUUUCAUAUGGUCCAUGGGCUGAUAGACAAAGAGAACAUUUAUUUAAAUUUUUUUUUCCAAAUGAUUAUCAACCAAUGAAAAUAACAAAACAACCAAUACCUGGUGAUAAAAGACAAGUACAAUCAUUUGAUAUUAGAUUAUCAACAUUAAAUGAAGCAACAAUUGAUAUAUUAUUUAGUAAAAAUCGUGAAACAAAUGCUGUACAUGUUAAUAUUGGUCCUGGUUCAUAUUUAGAAGCAACAAUGCCAUGGAUUGUAUUACAAGAUGGUUUUACAACAAAAAUAACUGGUCAAUUGUUACAUUUAGAAGCAACAACUAGUUUACAAUAUCGUAGUUUAGUUGAAAGUGAAACAUUAGAAUUUGGUAUUAAAUGUCAUUAUCCAAUAAGAUGGAAUGAUCAUCAAGAAUGGACAUUAAAUUUAACUGGUUGUAAAGCAACUGGUUAUUUUGUUUAUAGUCAUAAAGAUUUUUUUCAAGAUAUGAUUAAUGAUUGGGCAUCAAAAGCAAGACCAGAUAUAUUAAAUUUUGUUCCAUAUACAUGGAAAUUUGGUUUAUUGUUAAAAGAAUUUGAAUUAAUAACAAUAUGUAAUGAAUAUAAUUGGAUUGAUUGUUCAUCACAAAAUCAAGAAAAUAGUCAUAUUGCAUUUUGUGGUGAUUUUUUUGAUUUAUCAUUUGAUUUACCAUUUACUGAUUUUUUACCAUUAACAGUACCACUACGUUUUUGGAUACAAGGUGAAAGUGUUGAUUUAUCAUUAUAUUUACCAGAAGUUAAUACAAAUCGUAUAAUACUACUUGCACUUGAUAAAAAUUCAAAAAUAUUAACAAGAGAUGGUACAUGUAAAAAUUUAAUUGACAUAACAAAUCAAAAAAAAUGGCGUAGAAUAUGUCAAAAAAAUAGUGGAUGGAUUGAUUGUUGGUCAAUUCCAAUUGGUGCAUUAAGUAUCAAUUGGAUAUAUCAUCCAUGUCCACCACUUGGUCCAGCACCACAAGCAAAUAUAACAACACCAGAAAAAGAAGAAAUAUUAUUAUCACCAAUGAGAAUACCACGUUGUCGUAAAUCACCAGGUAUUGGAUGGAAUCAAAAUGGUGGACAAAAAUUUGAUCCACAAUCAAUAACACCAGAUAAAGUAUCACUUGAACUUGAAAUUGGUCCAUCAAUUCUCAUACUUUAUGGUUCAUUAAUUAAUAAUUUUUUACAUUUAAAAGAAAAUGUAUUUGGUGAUUAUCAAAGUUUUACUGAUAUGCAACAAAGUAGAAAUAUGGAAAAAAAUAAUAAAGAACAUAAUAAUAUUAUUAUAAAUAAAGAUGAUAAUAUUAUUAUUGAUAAUGAUGAUAAUAAUAAAAUGAAAAAUUUUGAUCCAAGAUAUUAUCGUCCAAUUGAAGUUACUGUUGGUAUAACAAUGCAUGAUAUACAAGCACAUUUAAUUAAAAAUUGUAAUGAAAAUGAUCCACCAUGUCCAGUUAUUUUACUUGAAAGAUUUGGCUUUGAAAUGAAAAAAGGUUAUAAAGAAACACAAUUACAAUUAUUACUAUCACCAUCAAUUCUACUACUAGCUGAUAAUGUUACAAGAAAUAAUCGUGAACGUCAUCUUGGACAAGGACAUUUAAUGUUAAGUGCAUUACAAGUACGUGGUCAUGCAAUGUUUUCAGAUGAAGGUCGUAAUUUAGAUCAAGAAACAUUAGAAUAUUCAUGGAUGAUUGAAGUACAAUUAGGUAAAUUAAGUGGUAAAAUAACAUCACCACAAUUACAUCAUUUAAUAACAUCAUUAGAAACAUUUUUAUUAAUGGCUAUGAAUAAAGAAAAUACAUUAAGACCACCAGGUUCACCACAACAUUGUCAUCAUGGUUUACCACCAUUACAAUGUCCUGAUUCAAAUUUAGAUAAUCAUUAUCGUUGUCCAAGUUCAGAAGAUAUUAAAUAUAGAAUGACUAGAGUUGCUGUUGAUUCAAUUGAUCUUUAUUUACAAGAAUCUGGUACAGCAACACAAUUAUGGAUAUCACCAAUAAGAAUAUCAACAUGUAAUCUUCAUGGACAACAAGUUAAAUCUGGUGUUACUGGUGUAUUACCAGCAAUAUUAUUACGUCAAUUUGUAUCAGCUGCUGGACAUUAUACAAAUGCAUCAAAUACAAAUACAACUGGUAGUACAAAAUCACAUUCACAAGCUAAUACAAGUAAUAAUAAUAAAAUAUUAAAUGAUGGUUCUUCUGAUAUUUGGCUUGAAGUUGGAUCUGUAUCAUUGGGACCAGUUAUUAUUGAAGCAGCAAUAUCAUUACCAACACCAGAACAUAAUUUACAUUUAAUACAAAGUAAAUUUUUAAAAAUGCAUGAUGAAUCAACUAAAAAAUUAUGGUUUUUAUGGCCACAAGAUAAUUUUACAAAAACUAAUAAUAAAUGUGGUUGUAUUGGUGGUUGUGCAUUUUUUGGUAAUAAUAAAAAUGGUCCAAGAUUUUUCAAGCCAAGUUAUCAUGAUUUACAAGAUUGUAUUAAUAUUGCUGCAUAUAGAAUAUAUGAAAAUGGAAAAGAUAAAGGUUUUGGACAAUCAAUAUUACAUGAAGGACAACUUGUAUUUCAUACACCACCAUAUAGUUUACAAGAUGUUACAUUACAAGAUUUACCAACAGCAGGAGCAGGAGCAACAACAACAGCAACAGCAACAGCAACAAAUUGUAAUACAUUGAACUCGACAAAUAGUAAAUCAUCUAAAAAUUCAGUUGAACGUUCAAGAUCAGUUAUUGAUUCACGUGAUGAUGAAACAAUAAAUACAAAAUUAAAUAUAACAUCUGAAAGUCCAAUAAUUAAUGAACGUAAAUCAUUAUGUCGUCGUUUUUCAUAUACAUCUGGUCGUCAAACAAAUUUAAUAAAAGAUGUACCAUAUUCACGUCUUGUUGAUUCAUCACCAAUAACACAAUUACCACAAAAACUUGAUUCAGAUUCAAAAUUAAAUACUGAAAAAAGUAAAUUAAUAUUAUGUGUACCAGAAAAUGAUAAUGGACCAAAAAGUUCAGCAUCUGAUUCAAAGCUAGCUGUUGAUUAUUUUAAUAAUACAUCAGAUAUUGAAUUAUUACAACAAAGUGGUAGUCCACAAUCAUUACCAACAGUAACAUCUGAUUCACGUAAUUCAUUAUUUAUAAAAUCAGAUUCAGAAGAAAAAUUACGUCAAGAAGUACAAAGAACAGUAUCAAUGAGUUCAGAAAAUCAUUCAGAAGCAUUUUAUUCAGCAGAUGAAGAUACAAGUGGUGGUCAUGUUGGUGUUAUUGGAGGUAUUGGUGGUAAUACAAGUAGAACAUCAAGUUUACGUCAAUCAAUUAUUUCAGCUGGUUCAACAAAUCCAAAAAAUGAACCAAUGAAAAAAAAAUUUUCAUCAGAUUUAUCAAUUGUUGAUAGUAGUGGUAAUUUUAGUAUUGUUAUUGGUGAAAAAGCACAUACACUUGAACGUACUAAACCACAAAUUGGUAUACGUAAUGGAAGAAUAAUACAUGAUAAUAAUAAUAUAACAUUAAAACCUCAUGAUGUUAUAUUAAAUCAAAAAUUAAAUGCUAAAAAUAAAGAUAAUAAUAUUAUAAUAAAUGAUAUUAAUAAUGGUUUAUUAAAUGAUUCAUCAGAUAGUCAUUCAUUAUCAUCAACAAGUUUUAUAUCAGCAGUAUCAUCACAAGAAGAUAUGACACUUGUUAAUCUUCAUAUGCAAAUUAAUAAACCAAUUAUUGAAUCACCAUUAUUAAUGAGUAGUUAUGUUAGUCAUUUAACACAAGUUAAAUGUACAAAUUGGUCAUCAUCAUCAUUACAAACUGGUAAUAAUGCAUUUACAACACCAUUAUUUAAAAAAUGUGAUAAUGGAAGAUUAGUUUAUAUUGGUGGUAGAUAUAUACCAAAAUUUGAAACAUUAAAUGAAGGUUUUACAUCAUUAAAAAUGAUGACAAGACAAGAUACUUCACCAAUGACAGCAGCAGCAGAAUCAACACCAGGAGCAACAACAUCAUCAGGUGUAAAUAAAACACCAACACAUCCAUAUUUAUGGGAUAAUUCAACAUUAAUACAAUCAGAAAAUGAAGAUGAUAAUAAUGGAACAAAUAUUGAAGAUGAAUUUUUAACAACACAAAAUGAAACUGGUUCACGUACAACUGUUAUUGUUAAAUUAAAAGGUGAUUUAGAUAUUAUGAUUAGUCCAUUAAUGUUAGAAAGUUUACAAAGAUUUAUUGAUGUUAUAACACCAACAUUAGCUAAUCUUCAUCCAUUAACAAUAUUAAAUCAUUUACAUAGUGAAUGUAUUGGUAGAGUUGAAGAUGCAAAUAUAUUAAAACAAGAUCAAAGUUUAUCAUAUUGGAGUCAAGUACAAACAAGCUCAAAACGUUCAACUGCUGAAAGAAAUAUUAAAAGUAGUCAAGGUAAUAAAAUAGCAUUACAAACAAAUGUUUAUGAAGAAAGUAUAACAACACAAAUACAAGGAAGUAUUAUAUUACCAAAAAUAAAUAUAACAUUAUUACAAGCAUCUGUUGUUGAAGAAAUAAUAUCAUUUUCAGCACUUGAUAAUAUACGUGAUUUAACAUGUGUAUCAUUAUUUGCAAUAUGUUUUAAUGAUGUUACAGCACGUUUUUAUCUUGGUAAACAAGCACGUGAAGUUGUACAAACAUUUCAUAAACCAGCAGUAUUACAAAAUCAAAAAAAAGUUAAUAAAAUAAGUAAAGCAUUUUUACCAGGUAUAUCAUCAUCAGCAGCUGUUGUUGCUGAUAUAUCUGGUGGUGAAACUGUAUAUAUUGAAACAUCAGAAAAACAACAAGAAGAAACAAUUGUUACACUUAAUAUUGGUAAAAUACAUUCACAAUUACGUAGACUUAAAAAUGAAUCAACAAUAUUAAAUGAUGCUGUUAUAACAGCUAUACCAUCACACUAUUCACGUGUACUAUUUACAUGUACACGUAUAACAUCACCAUUAAAAUAUAAUAAUGAUUAUUAUUAUCAUCAUCAUGAUAAUGCUAAUAAAGAUACAAUCCCAACAAAAACAACUGAUGAAGAAUUUACAAUUGGUAAUAAUAAUGAAGAUAAGCUAGGUUUUAUUAUGUUUGAAUGUGGUUGGGAAGGUAUUAAAUUAAAAAUUGUUAAAAGAUCACAAUUUGAAAAAGGUGAUAAUGGUAAUGAUGAUAGUAAUAAAAAAAUUGACAAUGAAAUAUUUUCUACUGAUUCAGUUAAAAGUCGUGAUGAUCUUGAAAAUAUUAAUGAUAAUAAUAAUAAAAAUUUUGUUGGUGAUAAUGAUACAAAUAGUUCUAGUAAUAAUAAUCAACAACAACAACAACAACAUCAACAACAACAACAACCAUCAACAUCUGAUAAAAAAGAUGGAAAUAUUGGAGGAAAUUUAAUAACAAAAAUACCAAAUGGUAAUACUGUAUCAUGUGUUAUUGAAUUAAAAACAGUAUGGUUUAAUUUCGCAGCACCACCAAGAACUCCAAUAACACGUAAAAUUGAUUAUACAAGACUUGAUUGGAAUUUAUUAAGUACAGCAUCACCAGCAAUAAAUGCAUGGAUGAAUCCAAGUAAUCGUUUUGCAAUUAGAAUUGUACAUAUGUUUAGAAGUAUGUAUAGAAGAUCAACUGGUAUUGUUGCAUGUUUAAUGGCUGAGGCACUUGAUGUACAAGGUAUUCAUAUGCCAAUUAAAAGUCGUUAUGGUAGAUUAACACCAUUAGCUAAAACAUUACUCGAAGAUCCAUCAUGUCAACUUUGUACUAUUUUACAAAAUUAUGUAUUGUUAACUGAUCUUGCAACAAUUGGUGCUAAUUUACGUGAAAAUGAAUUACCAUUGUUAUCAACAUUAAGACAGGGAGUUAUUGUAUUAAGUCGACAAUGGAAAAAUGUACUCUAUACACCUCUUCUUCUUGAACACAAUUACAAAACAAAAUAUGUUAAACCACUUAAUGUUACAUUUGCUGUUUCUGAUCCUGAAGACGAAAAUUUGCUGACUGAUGGAGAAUGUAGUGGAGGUGAUGUUGAUGAUCCAGAAGUCACUGAUGAAUGUGCAAUGCUUAUCCACACCGAUCACAUUUAUAAACAUGCUCAAGUGAAGACUGUCUCGGAAAAAACAACAGGUAUUUGUGGUGAUGGUCUUACGGUACCAGUGAGUUCACCACGUGGACAUGAAAUAACAACAAUGACAAUACCAUGUCCACCAGACUCAUUAAUAUCACCCUCACCACCAAUUGCACAUUCAACUAAAAAAGGAAAAUCACUACAACCAACACAGAUACCAGUUAGUUCACGAGCAAGUAUUGUUUUUCCCCUACUUGCUAAUGGUGGACUUUUUAAUCCACCAAGAGAACCAAAUAACAUUAGCUAUGGAACAUUGAAAGAGGAUAAAGCACCACAAAUACAAGUUACAAAUACCCAUCAACUUGAAUCAAAUCCAAGUAUUUAUUCAGGAGUUGGAGGAGGACAAGGUAGUCAACACAGUGUUGGUAGCAUGGAUCAUGUUACAUCACCAACUGCACAUCAGUCAUCAAGACCAACUGGUACUGGUGAAGAUUUAUACAGUUGGAUGGCUAAACAACAAGAAUUUGUCAAAGAUAAUAAUAAAAGCAAUUUAAAAGGAAAUUGGGUCUUUCGUAGUGAACAAAAAGCAACAAAGGAUUCAAAAAUCAACACAAUGACAACCGAAGAUACUGAAGAUUCUGAUAUUCAAAGUGGUGGUGGUUUUCUUUACCCAAUGAAAGAUUCAUUACGUUUGCUUGAUGCACAUUUAAUAUUUGAGCCAUUAUUAUCAUCUUUGUCUGUGAUGCCACAACAAAUGUUAUCUGCAAUUGGCUCGGGUAAUUUAAAUAAUGUAUCAUCUUUAGAUUCACUUGGUUCAAAUCUUUCACUUGUUGGUACAAUGGAUACAAUGAGAAUUGACAUUGUCGUAUCUGAAUUUGGCAAACCACCAGAUAAAAAAAAAUCAUCAACAAAAUAUAAUGGACAAUCACGUAAAAAUUCAAAAUUUCAUUUAGAUAUACCACCAGAUACACCAGCAUUUUUGUGUGAAAAAAUUGGUAUUGAUAUUGAUAUUAAAAAAAUGGCUGAUAUGACUGUUGAUGAUAUGAUACAAAGACAAAAUGUAUUAUAUAUAUCACGUGGACAGUUGAAAAAACAUACAAGUACUGUUGUUAAUUUUUCAUUAAAUAUACGUUAUAUAUCACAACAAGUUAAUAUGCCAUUGUUGCGAUUACUUCAUCAAAUAUCAAAUAUGUAUCAAAAUGUAAAAGAAACACAAAAUGAUUUAAAAGAACAACAACCAGAAACAAAAAGAUUAAAUAAUUUAACAGCAAAUGAUUCAAAUUUAAAAAAUGGCUCAUCAUCAGUAUCUGAUUUACAAGAAACAUUAAUACUUGGUGGUAAAAAGCUAGAAGAACCAUUAUUAAGAACAAAUAAUGAUCAAAAUUCAUCAAAACCAAAUUCAAGACCACAAAGUUUUGCUCAAAAAUUACGUAGUACUGGUAAAUCAGUAAAAGGUUAUAUGAAUUUAUCAGAAGGUAUAACAACACCAAGUUUUGGUGCAAGUACAAGUACAGAUAAAUUUUCAAUAUUAUCAGAAAAAACUAAAGAUAAUUUUAAUUCAACACCACGUUGUUGGAAAACAAUAUAUUAUCUUCUUGAUUUAUAUGCAACACGUCCAGAAACUAAAACAAUAACACAUAGAUUUUCAAUACCAGCUGAAACAUCUGAACAUUAUAAAAAUAAUCAUAAAAAAUAUGAACAUUUAAAUGAAUCAAAUGACAUUGAAAAAGGUUUAAAUAUAUCAAAUAAUGAACAAAAUAAUAAUUCAACACCAAUACCACCACCACCACCAUCAUCAUCAUCAUCACAGCAACAACAACAACAUCCUCAUCAACAUUCUCAUCAACAACAUCAUCAACAACAACCAAGAGAAAUGAGUUUUAUAUCUGGUGAACGUACAAAAUUAAUAAUAUUUGGUGUUGCUAAAAUUCAUCGUACACGUUUAUUAGCAACAUUAAGUGGUUUAAAACUUGAAGCUGAAAUAACAAGUUUACAUUCAAGUUUAACAUGUAGAAAAAAAUCAAAACCAGCAAGUUUUGAAUGUAGUUUAACUGGACAAAUUGGACGUACAAUGAUUGUUCUACUUGAAGGUGUUGCACCAAGUCAACAAACAGUUGUUAAAAUAACUGUUGGUAAAUCACAAGCACUUUAUUCAAGUGUAUCAAGACGACAAAAAGAUAAAAAUAGUGGUUUAUUAACAAUUGGUGCUGUUAAUAUUGAUAUACCACAACAUCCAGUUGCAUUACAUGGUAUGAUGACACGUGGUAGUAAACAAUUAUCAUCAACAUUACAAGAAUUACGUGUUACAAGAACAUCAAGUAGAUUAUCAAGAGGUUUACAACAAGAUGAUAAUGAUUGUUGUAUUAUAAUACCACCUAGUAGUCCACAUAAUUAUCAAACAUAUCAACAAACUGAAAAUAUAAAUAUUAAUAAUACAAAUAAUAUUAAUAUUAAUAAUAAUAUAAAUAAUGUAAAUAAUAAAGCAGAAAAAGAAGAAAAAAGUUUACUUGAACCAAUUGUCAUGCAAUUUCAUGUUAUAUUACAAAGUUUAAGUAUAACUGCUGCAUUAUUACCAUCAUUACAAGCACAAUAUAAAAUGGAUCAAGUUAAUAGUUCAGGUAUAACUGGUAGUAAAGCAAAAUUUACAAUUGAUUUACCACAUCAUAGUUUAAGUUUUACAACAAAAUUACAUGUUACUGAAGCAAAUUUACCAUCUGAAGCAAGUAUUGAAUUACCAAAAGUACAUGUAUCUGCUGAAUAUAUACAAGAUGGUACAAAUACAUUAAAUGAAAAUAAAAUUGCUGAUGGUGUUGUAUUACGUCAAGGUAAUUAUUUAUCAGCAACAGCUGAUAUUGGUAUAUUUGAACAUUCAUUAACAACUGAUUUAUUAAAUCAUCUUGUAUUUGUACAAAAAGUAUUUAUGAAAGAAGUCAAUGAAGUUGUACAAAAAGUAUAUGGUGGUGAAAAACCAGUACCAAUAUGGCUUGAAGAUGAUGAUACAACAACAAAUAAUACAAAUAAUACAAAUACAACAAAUACAAAUACAUCAAUAACAACAACAACAAAUACAAAUUUAAAACAUAUAUUAUUUUCAUUAAUAAUACGUAUUAAACGUAUACAAUUAACAGCAACAACACCAACAAAUUCAGCAGUUAGAUUAGAAACUGGUGCUGUUGAAUUACAAUUAUCAAAUCGUGUACAAAAUGUACUUGGUGCAUUACAACAAAAUACAUUUACAAAAUUAUUUGGUAAAGCACAAGUUGAUAUUAAUUUAUCACUUGGACAAUUAUUAAAAAAUGUUAUGUUUGAAGAAGCUGAACCAGAAUUUCAACAAUUUGCAUUUUUUAAUACACGUAUUGCAUUAAGAAAUGCAAUACAAGAAGAAAUGGCACAAGAUGCUGAUAAAGAAGUUAUAUUAAUAACACUUAAAAGACCAUUAAUAUAUAUACAACCAAUGGCUGUUGAUAAAGCAAUACUUGUAUGGUUAAAUUAUAAAAAUGCAUAUGAAUAUUGGAAUGAAAAAAGAGCUAAUUUAAAUAAAGAAGUAUUAACAGCAACACAACAAGUAUUUGAAAAAGUACCAUUUGGACAAUUAACAUCACAAUUAAGUUCACCAAAUUUAGGUACAUUAUUUUUACAAUUAACUGUUGAUGAUAUGGGUAUAUGUAUACCACUUAAUUCUUUACCACCAAAUAAUCGUGGUAUGACUAGAGGUUUAUAUGACGGUGAAAGUCGUGGUGCUGUUGUUGUUACACUAGAAAAUACAAGUAUAUCAGCUUGUAGUAGUGGUAGCUUAGUUAGUAAAGCAAGAUUUGUUGGUUUAUGUUUGAGAUUUGCUGAAGAUUUUGAAACAUCAUUGGAUGAUUGGAAACCAGAUAUGAAUGAUAAUAAUAAUAUGAAUCUUUGUGUUGUAUCUGAGGGUACAUAUGAAAUAUGCAGUAGAACGGUUGCACAAAAAUCUGAUAAAUCUGAUAAUGCUAAAUGGCUAUUGAAUGUCAAAUGGCAAAUGGAAGGUGUUGAUAUUCAUCUUGAUGUUAGUGUUGGACAACAAUUAUCUGCACUUGGUCAUACAUUGACAAUGCUUACUGGUUUUGAGGAAGAUGAUGCUGGUGUAUCUGCUGAUUAUGACAGUGAUGAAGAUCAGCCGGAUAAUGGCACAAGCCAGGUUAAGAAAAAAGAAAGUAUUAUAAAUAAAAAAUCAAAAAAUUGGACUGAAAAUUUACCAGCAUUUUUUUUCGAUCCAUCAAUAAAUGCAAAACAACGUUUAAAAUUAAUUGAAAAAGAAAUGAAUAAACAAGCACAAACAAUAAAUGAUUUACGUUCACUUGGUGCAUCACAUGGUACAAUUGAACAAGAAAUAAAACGUUUAAAAGAACUUGAAACAAUAGUAUUUAAUGAUUUUCGUCGUGAUAUGAUAAAAAAAUUACGUCGUCAAUCAAAUAAAACAUCAUCAAUAAAAAGUAAACAUGGUUUAAAUACAAAAACAUCAACAUAUCGUUCACGUUCAUUUAUUGUACCAUCACCAACACCAGAACAUCAAUUACAAAGUCCAAAUGAUGAACAAAAUGCUGAUAUUAAUUCUGGUAAUUCAGCAAGUUAUGAAAGUAGUCCAAAAAGUGGACCAAGUAGAUCAGCAUCAUUACGUGCUAAAAAUUUAAUUGGUACACGUGUUACAUUUGGUGAUACACAAACAAUUGGACGUCAAAAUUCAUUACCAUCAGCAUCAUCUGAUUUAUCAUUACCAGAGGGUGAUUUAGAAUGGCCAGAAACAAUUGACAUUGAUGGUGAACAAAUUGAAUUAAGAAAAAAACAUCAUAAUACAAGCACAAAUAUAAAUAAUAAAGAUUGUGGCAGUUAUGGUUCAAGUUAUGAUAGUAUGGAUGGUAGUACACCACUUCUUGAUACAACAUUUAAUUGUCUUGAUCAACCAUCAUCAACAUCAUCACCACAUCAUAUAUCAUCAUCAUCAUCAUCACAAAAAUCACAAGAACCAAAUAUUGAUUUUGAGCUUGAUAUUAAAGUUCUUAUAAAUAGUGGUAAAUGUGUAUUACAUACAAAAGAUCCAACAAGAGAAGAUGAAUUAAAGUUAUUAACAAGAAUGAAAAAAGAACGUUCAUGUUCUGGUGGUAAUUUUGAUUUUCAACCAUCAUCACCAAGUAGUAGUAGAAAACAUUAUAGUAACAAAGAUAAAUCAUCAUCAGCAAGUGCAACACGUUUAAAAUAUUUUCAAACGUCAUCAGUACCACUUGUUGAUUUAACAAUAUUUCAUAUACCCGGUAUGGAUGUUAAAUUACAUUAUGAAUCAAAAACAUUACCAGAAGAAUCAUCAUUACCAUUAUUACCAAGUGAAAUUAAUUCACAUGAUAAUAAUUCAUUUAUAAAUUAUUCAACAAUAACAAGAAAAUCAAGUAAUAAAAAAGCAAGUUUAUUUGCAUGGAUGACAUUACAAAGUAUACCUGAAGAAACAAUAAUAAGUCCUCAUAUAUUAGAUUUUUUGGAACAAACAUUAGAGCCAUUACCAAAUAAUUUUUUAAAUUCAAAUAAUCCAUCAUCAUAUGAUACAAAUGAUGAACAUAAUAAUGAUAGUUGGACAACAAUUAAUGGUGGUAAUUAUGUUUAUGCUAGUUUUCCAGUUGAUGUUAUUGUUUAUUUUCAUAUGCAACCAUCAACAUUUAGAUUUUCAUGUUUACCAGUAUCACGAGUUGAAUGUAUGCUACAAUUACCAUCAUUAGAUAUUGUAUUUUCAUCAAAAAGAGCUGAUGAAGAAUUAAAAGAAUUUAAUAAUUAUCAUGGACAACAACAAGAACAUCAACAACAACAACAACAUUAUUAUUAUUAUAAUAUUAAUAAUAAAGAUAAUAAUAAUUCAGCAAUUGGUGGUUUAUCAGUAACUGGAUGUCUUGCUGAUUUUUCAGUAUAUAUAUUUCAUCCAUAUGGUGGUGGUAAAAAAACUGGUAUUAAAGAAACUCAAUGGUCACCAUUAUCAGAUUCUGAAAGAAAAGAUUCACUAUCAAUUAAUGUUGAAUUUGUUAAAUUUCAUUUAUCAAGAAGUAGAAAAUUAAAUUUUCAAUUUGAUAAUAAUUCAACAACAAUAACAGAAACAGCAACAUCAACACCAUCAGAUACAAGUCGUGCUGUUAUUAGAUUUUCAACAAUAAUUGAUGUUGGAUCAGCAUCAUUUAAAUAUGACAUGAGAAGAUUAACUGAAAUAUUAGCAUUUCCAAAAGCAUGGUAUAGACGUAGUAUUGUUAGAAGAUUAUUUUUAGGUGAUUUAAGUACUGGAAUAAAUUAUUCUGAUAAUGAUAAUAUAUUAUUAUUAAAUAAAGAAGAAGCUGUUAUUGGAUCAUCGCUAUUAAAACAUUCAGAUAGACAUCAUCAAAAUGAUUAUUUGUCAAAAUCAGUACCAGAAAAAAGUCCAAUAUUAACAAGAGAUAAAUUACGUUUAAGUUUUGAUUCUGAAUUACAAAAAAAAGAUAUUGGCAAGCUAAAAGACAUUGGUAAAAUAUGGAGUUUUUCAUCAGAUAAAUUAUUAGAAGAUAAUAAUAAUAAUAGUAAUAAUGAACAAAUAAAAUUACGUGAAUCAGCAUGGAAAACAUUGGUAUUAUUUGCUGUUAAUUUUACAAGAUUAAAUGUACAUAUGAAUAUGGGUAAUGUUAUGGGUAAUGUUGCAUGGAUGACUAAAGAUUUUAGAUCAGAUGGUAGAUUAUCAAUUGGUAGUAAUGGACAUAAAAAUUUAUAUGUUGGUGUUGGUCUUGGUGGUUCAAGUUUAGAUGCUAAAGGUGGUUUUGUUGGUGGUACUAUUGAACUAUCAAAAAUUGAUACAUAUAUACAUAUUAGAGAAGAACCUGGUAUUGAACCAGAUCAUACAUUUGGAUUAAAAUUAUUUGCACUUGAAUUACGUUUAGAUUAUAUGGGUACAUCUGUAUUAAUGACACGUGUUUCUGAGCUUGAUGUUACAUUACGUGAUGAAUGGAAAAUUAAUCGUAAUACAAAUAGUGAUGCAUUUAUGCCAACAAGAAGACCAGCUGUUAUAUUUAUGCAUGGUGAUCUUGGUUGGGAUCAAUUACAAAUUAUGAUUAGUAAAUCAACAACAACUGAUUUAUUAAAAAUGUAUUAUAAACUUGAUGAAUUUUUUUCACAACAAUUUAAAAGUUCAAAAAGAGUAUUUAGUUCAUUACAACCAAGACAACGUACUGCUAAUAAUAGUAUAAUUAAUAACAAUAGUUUUAAACGUAAAAUUGGUAAAAAACGUACAAGUGGUGGUGCUUCUUCUUCUUCUUCUUCUGGUACUACUUCUACUACUACUACCACUAUCACUACUACUGGUACUACUACUGUUACUGAUACAACAACAGCAACAACAUCAUCAACUGCUUCUAAUAAUACUACUACCAACACGACAAAUAAUAUUAAUGAAAAUAUCAACAACUGGACAACAGCUAAUCAAACAGCAAUAUCUGAUGCAAAACAUCAUCGUCAUUGGCAAAGAGUAUUACUACAAGUUGCUGGUUUACAAUUAGAUAGUUUAAAAUUUUCAUUACCUAAAAAUGGUACUGUUCUUGGUGGUACAAUGGAAUUACAUGGUUGUAAUAUAUCACUUGCUUGUUUUCAUGGUAUUAAUUUUAAAAGUAAAAGUUGGGCAUUAUUUUCAUUAAAAGAACCAUUUAUUAGUUUUGCAACUGAAGCACAAGAAAUACCAAGUGUUGAAUCACCAAAUACAUGUGAUGUACAUGUUGUACAAACACUUACAACAAGUUUAGGACAAUCACAAGAACAACAUACACGACAUGAAUCAAUGGCAACUGUUUGUCGAAUGAGUAGAAAUGUAUUAUUUCCACCACAAUUUAAAUCAUUACAAGAAUGGUUUCAUUAUGCAUUUGCUAAUAGUGAAAUUGAUGCUGUUGAUCGAUUUCCUUGUGUUGAACGUGAACGUGGUGAGACAAUGCCUGAAACAAAUGUAACUCGUGGUAGAAGUACAUCAACAACAUCAGGAAAACUUCAAGAACAUGCUCAUGCUAGAGAAGUUAUAUUUGCUCUUCCAUCAUUACAGCUACAUUUAAAAACUGAACAUUUACAAACAGCUAAAACUCCAGAUGUCAUUGGUGAAAAACCACUGGUCGAGUGCAGUUUUAUAACUGAAUUUGAAGAUCAUAUAUUUGUCACUGUUGAUGCAGAAGCAUUCUUCUUUCUUCAUGAUUUAAUAACUUCUUAUCAAGCAAUGGGAACUCCUGGUGCAAGAGCAAGUAGUCCAGAUACUCAAGAUAAAAAAAAUACAUCUGGAAAUUUGCAUAAUGCAUCAACAAAUUCAUCAACAAUGAUGACUGAAGAUGAAAGAAAACGUAAACAAUUUGAUCCAGCUGAAAUGUUUAUCAAAGAUUGGAGAUCAUAUCGAUGUAAAACUUGGCACUUGGAACCAACUGUCAGACUUUUAUCUUGGGCUGGUAAAAGUAUUGAGCCUUAUGGUAUUGAUUAUAUUCUUCAAAAACUUGGUUUUUCUCAUGCACGUACAACGAUACCAAAAUGGAUUCAACGUGGUUUUAUGGAUCCAUUGGACAAAGUUCUUGCUGUUCUUAUGCUUCGAAUGGUUCAUGCUGUACGUGAAGAAGCAAACGAUGAAAAUAAUCAUCGAAAAGACAAGUAACUACUUCAAUAAAUGAUUUUAAAACAAAAAGACAAAAUAAAUUCGAAAGAAAAUUGUUCAAUGUUCACUAAAAAAAAAAAAUAAUAAUUUAAAAUUAAUUGUAAAUGAUUAAUGACGAAGAAAAAUCAUCCAAAUAUUUAAUUCCAAAUGACAACAUACAUAAAUAUAUAUAUUUUUUUUUUGCUUUCUGUGUAAUUAUAUUUAUCACGAAAAAAAAAUAAUUGAAAAAUAGAAAAUAUUGUUCCUAAAAAAAUUGAGUAACGGCCUGAUAAAUAUAUGGCUGAUUAUGUAAAAAAUUAUAUGACUAUAUUAUAAAUGAAUAAUUUCAUACUCGGGUGAUAAAUAAUUUAAUGUAAAUUUAAUUUAUUUAUAUUAAUUAAAUUAUGAAAUAAAAAAAAAACAUAGAUUUCAUUUGAACGGAUAAUAGUUUUUAGAUAAUUCGUCCAAGUAUUCCGUUCUUGAUCAUAGAAAAAAAAAAAAAUUGAUCAAUCUAAAAACGUAACUACAUUAAACUAUAUGUUAUGAAUUAAAAUUAAUUAAAAUUAAUUACUUGUAAUUAUUAUUUAAUCAUAAAAAAAAAAAAACAAUAUUCCAAAUUUUUUUAAGACUUUUCUUUUAUUUAUUUAUUUAUUUUUCAUUUUUUACUAUUUUUAUGAUAUAUAUAUAUUUUUGUAUAAUUAAUCAUUAGUCAUAUUGUAAGUUAAAUGUUCAUUUUUUCUGUUUUUUUUUUGCUGCUUAUUAAGCAUUUAAAAAAAAUGUUCUAUUAUGUUUUUUUUUUUCUUUAAACUUUUCUUUUUUUAUCUGUCCAAUGAAAAAAAAUAUUAGUAACAAUUAAAAUUGUGAAACUUUGUAUUUAUACAUGUGGCAUAAAAGCUGUAUAAUAAAAAAAAAAAAUGAAAAAGUCAAUAGAAAAUUAUUUAGCUAUUGUUAAAUAAAUAAUUGUAAAAUGUAAUUUUGUCUUUGUUGACAUUGUUCAUUAAAAUAUGUAUUAAUUUAAUAUUAAAAAUUUAUUUCUGUGAUUGAAUACACAUAAUCGAGUAAUUAUCAUGUAAUUGAUUAAUUUGUUAUUCGUUAAUAAAUAUUUCAUUGAUUAUAAAAACAUAAUUUUAAUAAAUAAUAAAUUUUAUAAA